This is a messenger RNA of Mangifera indica (mango), 2389 nucleotides long. RefSeq names its product vacuolar-sorting receptor 1-like. Gene Ontology annotation, molecular function: calcium ion binding. The coding region runs from base 284 to 2155 and encodes 623 amino acids. The record is from RefSeq and is a predicted model, not a curated record. The transcript has 13 exons. NCBI's taxonomy places the organism in Eukaryota, Viridiplantae, Streptophyta, Magnoliopsida, Sapindales, Anacardiaceae.
CAAGACGGGUCGUUCGUUAAUUACUUCUGCAAAUCACCUUUGAAAAGUCUAAAUUGGUGUUUUUUUUUUAAAAAAAAAGGGGGAUUUCAUACGCAGGAAUCCGAAAGAGCAAAAAAAAAAAAAAUUUAGAAGUUCAGCUGAGUAUUUGAAUUUUGACACGUCUUUUCAAUUUACUUCCGGGUUAUUUUUAUUUUAUUUACUCCAAUAAACCUUUUUUCCUGAAAUCGUAUUUCAGAAUUUAGCUGAAGAUUGCGUGGCUAGUUGGAGACACAAGUUGAAAAAGAUGAGGGAGAAGCUAGGUUUUUGGCUGUGUAUAUUGUUUUUGCUCUGUGGGUCUAGUUUGGGAAGGUUUGUUGUGGAGAAAAAUAGCUUGAAAGUUACGUCGCCGGAGUCAAUUAAGGGAGUUUAUGAAUGUGCAAUUGGGAAUUUUGGUGUUCCUCAGUAUGGAGGAACCUUAGUUGGCACAGUUGUUUAUCCAAAAGCUAAUCAGAAGGCAUGCAAGGGUUAUGAUGAAGUUGAUCUCUCCUUUAAGUCAAAGCCCGGAGGAUUGCCUACUUUUCUCCUUGUUGAUCGGGCAGAUUGUUACUUUACCAUGAAGGCCUGGAAUGCACAAAAAGGUGGAGCAGCAGCUAUUCUUGUUGCAGAUGAUAAGCUCGAGCCAUUGAUAACCAUGGAUAACCCUGAAGAAGAGAAUGCAAGUGCAGAAUAUCUCGAAAACAUCACCAUCCCCUCAGCCCUCAUUAGCAAAUCUUUGGGGGAUAGCAUCAAGAAAGCUCUAAGCAGUGGGGAUAUGGUUAACAUGAACUUAGAUUGGACAGAGGCUCUUCCUCAUCCUGAUGAGCGUGUUGAGUAUGAGUUUUGGACAAAUAGCAAUGAUGAGUGUGGACCAAAGUGUGAGAGUCAGAUUGAGUUUGUUAAGAGCUUCAAAGGAGCAGCCCAGAUACUUGAGCGGCAAGGGUACACUCAAUUCACCCCUCACUAUAUAACUUGGUUCUGUCCUGAAGCAUUUAUCCUGAGCAAGCAAUGCAAGUCUCAGUGCAUCAACCGGGGGAGGUACUGUGCUCCUGAUCCUGAGCAGGACUUCAGCCGUGGAUAUGAUGGGAGGGAGGUUGUGGUUCAAAAUUUACGGCAAGCUUGCUUCUUUAAAAUUGCCAAUGAAAGCAGAAAACCAUGGCUUUGGUGGGAUUAUGUGACUGACUUUGCAAUCCGUUGUCCUAUGAAAGAUAAGAAGUACAACAAAGAGUGUGCAGAUGAGGUUAUCAAGUCUCUUGAUGUUGAUCUCAAGAAGGUUGACGAAUGUAUUGGAGACACUGAGGCCAAUGUGGACAACCAAGUUCUUAAAGCUGAGCAAGAUGCUCAGAUUGGCAAAGGUUCCCGUGGAGAUGUGACUAUCCUACCUACUCUUGUAAUAAACAACAGACAGUAUAGAGGUAAGUUGGACAAGGGAGCAGUUCUCAAAGCUAUUUGUUCAGGUUUUCGGGAGACUACAGAACCAGCCUUAUGUUUAAGUGAAGAGUUGGAAACCAAUGAGUGCUUGGAAAACAAUGGUGGGUGUUGGCAGGACAAAACUGCUAACUUAACUGCUUGCAAGGAUACUUUUCGAGGAAGAGUGUGUGAGUGUCCUGUAGUACGAGGCAUGAAGUUUGUUGGUGAUGGUUACACUCAUUGUGAAGCUUCAGGAUCUUUACGCUGUGAAAUUAAUAAUGGUGGUUGUUGGAAGAAAACCCAAGAUGGCAAGACUUAUUCGGCUUGUAAUGAUAAUUCAGCAGGUUGCAAGUGUCCACCUGGAUUCAAGGGUGAUGGAACCAACUGUGAAGAUGUGGAUGAGUGCAAAGAGAAGCUGGCAUGUACAUGCCCAGAAUGCAAAUGCAAAAAUACCUGGGGCAGUUAUGAGUGCAGCUGUGGUGGUGGAUUAUUGUACAUGCAAGAGCAUGACACUUGCAUAAGUAAAGAUGCAAAAUCAGAGUUUAGCUGGGGCUUCAUUUGGAUCCUCAUUCUUGGUUUGGCUGCUGCUGGUAUUGCAGGAUAUGCAGUUUACAAAUACAGAAUCCGGAGGUACAUGGAUUCAGAGAUACGAGCGAUCAUGGCACAGUACAUGCCGUUGGAUGGUCAAGGAGAGGUUCAUCAUGCUACCAACAGCCACAUUGAUAUCUAAGACUCAGACUCAGAGACAAAGCAUCACAUAGCCAUAGUAUGCUUAGAAUUAUACUUGUUUUAUCUGUUACAAAGUCAGUGCUGUAGUAAUAUAUUUACUUCGUUCUUUGGUUAGAAUUAUAGACUUUUCUAGUUUUGAUUGGGCAGUUAACUUCUACUGUAAAUUUUAACAUGUUAAAAAUGUUGCACUGUUUACACCUUAAUGAUUUUGCAUGUGAUCCACGGCUUUAGUACA